UUUCCCGCGUAUUUGCUAAACCGGUCAUAAUUUUAUCCAGUAUUUUUAAGUAGCAAUUUGUUUUUAACAAUUUAAUUUAAAACCAGUAAUUAAGCUUAACGUAACUUGCCGUGUUGUCACAUCUCAACAAAAGAACGUGCUCCAUAUCACACUGACAUAAACCAUAACCUGCGUCGAAAAUUGAUCAAAACAAACAAGGUGCAAUGUUGGUUCUUCGCCGGUUAUAUGCUUCCCAAGCUAAAAGCAAAAGAUUCUUCCAACGUAAGAACAUCCCAGACCCCGGAAUUGCGAAGCAAAAGACACUGCUGGACGUUGAUGCAUAUGAUAUCGAUGAUUUCGAAACCACUGAUUACGAAGCCCUGGAAGCCGACUUUAUGAACGUUCACAAGUCCCACAAGGAACAUUUUAGUGAACUGGAGGCACGUAAGGAACGGGAAAAGCUUCUGAUAGUGAAGCAGAAAUACUUCAAGCAACACCUGCCUAAUUUUUUAACUUGGCAAGACACUGAGCAGAUUAGGUACCUUCACAACAACAACCCUGAGGAAUGGACCAUUGAGCGGCUCACAGAAGGAUUUCCUGCCACCGCUGAAGUCAUCCAGAAAGUAGCCAAAGGCAAAUGGGCUAAAAAAACCGAGAACCGAAUACGUAAUCACGAUAAAACGGUGCUUCAAAACUGGAACGAUUUCAAGCAAGGCAAGCUGAAGGAUUUGCCGGAAGAACUAAAGGAGCACCUGAAGAAAUUCUCAAAUAGGACGUUAAACUUUGAAACGCAUGCAAAAGAAUUGAUCGCAAAGUCUCAAGUGAGAGUGCUACCGGGCAAAGGAGAGUUUUCUGAAAUAAUCAGCAGCUACCAGAGAAUGCAAGAGUCCAAACUAGAGAAGCCAGAGGUGACGGAAAUUGAAGAUCGCAGAGAUGUCCCGGAAGUGAAACCACGCAAGCAAAUGUCUAAGUUAGUAACGUUCAAGGAAUUGCAGGCAGAAAUAAGGGCAAAUGUCAUGGAAGAGAGGGAGAUUUCGCCUGAAGAUAAAUUGCUAUCCACCGCAUCUUUUCCUAGAAAAGACGAUACUGAAACAGUGGAUCUUGUGCGGGAAGAUAUUGCGGCUAUAAUAGGAAAGCGGCACGAGACAAAAGCCAGUAAGGGAGUGGGGUUUGUAAGGGAAACCUCCCCAGAUUUAUCACAUUUAAUUUACCCCGAACACAUCACUAUACCUAGGGGUAUUUACAAAAGAGGGUUCACAUAUAAAUUGAACGACUGCUACUAUGAUAGCAACGGGCAAUUUCUCUACAGAGUCCCCGGUAUGGGAUGAAAGCGGAAAGGAUUUAUUUCCAAUAGCUUAUGUUAAGAGUGAAUACAGAUGGUUUACAGCGAA
Molecule: messenger RNA, 1370 nt
Organism: Dendroctonus ponderosae (mountain pine beetle)
Lineage: Eukaryota; Metazoa; Arthropoda; Insecta; Coleoptera; Curculionidae
Exons: 2
Coding region: 204-1307 (367 amino acids)
Cellular component (GO): nucleus
Source: RefSeq, a predicted model, not a curated record